Molecule: messenger RNA, 2056 nt
Organism: Rana temporaria (common frog)
Lineage: Eukaryota; Metazoa; Chordata; Amphibia; Anura; Ranidae
Product: C-type lectin domain family 2 member D-like
Exons: 7
Coding region: 140-835 (231 amino acids)
Source: RefSeq, a predicted model, not a curated record
CCUACACAGGGGUGGAGUUUGUUUCACCAACUCCUAUUACACAGACAGACUGUGACUCAGAGACCAACUACAUUCUGUACUCUGUACAUCAGUUCUGUAGCAAUCACCAAUAUUUCAAGGCUUUAUACCAACCUUUAAGAUGCGAAUUGGAGAACGCCAGCCAGAGUCUGAUGCCAAGGCAGCAGAGGAGGGAUGUUUAGCACCCCUCACAAACAAGGACUCUGAAAAGUCUGCAGAUAAUCCUAAAGAAGGAUUUUGGCAGAAACUCAGAUCAUCCACAGUUACUUUGCGCUAUGUUGUAGUUGGAGCACCAAUAUUAGUAACUGUGAUCAUCAUCCUCAUCAUCCUCACUGCUCGUUCGUCUGUAAGAGCUUCUGCAGAAAGUGACGAGGUCCUCACAUUUCUGGAAAAAUCAACAGGAGAGACAACAGAAACAAAAGUGGUAGAAGUUCGGUGUGAGGAUGAUUGGAUCUUAUACAGAGGAAAAUUUUACUAUAUCUCAGACCAGAUUGCUACAUGGACGGACAGCCAGAACUUCUGCAAAUCACACGAUUCAUCCCUGGCAAUUAUUCAUAAUGCAAAAGAAAAGAAUUUUUUAAAUCUCCUGAACUCUAACAAUUACUGGAUUGGACUGAGCAGGACACAAGAUGACUCGGGCUGGGUCUGGAAUGAUGGAACAUUCUACUCAAAAACAAUAUUUGAUAUUCAUAGAAGGCCAGUCUCCCCUGGUGAAUCAGAGAAUGUUUACCUGAAUGGUGAUGGAUUUAAAAGUGAUAGUGGAAGAUAUCCAAAGAAAUGGAUUUGCAGCAAGAGUUUUUUAGGUCAUUCUCCCUAAUACACAGGGAGGAUUCCAAAAAAGGUCUUAUUACAUCCUCAGAGCAUCUUACCUGCUCUAUGAGAUCACCAAAUCCUGGAGUGCAAACAGUAACAACGGAUACCUGGUCAUGCUCUUGGCUUCCUCCUCUUUGGAGUGGGGGUAGCAAUAGAUUGAGUUCUCCAGAUGUCAGGGCAUGGGAUCAGGCUCAGAGGAAUAGGAGGAGUCGUUUUAGUUCUCCCAUAAAGAUGAGUUUGUCACCCAUGGUUGAGAUGCAGGACCUUUCAUUCUAUGAAUAAUGUAGAACCCACUGACAAUGGGGUACUUUGACGCAGUAGUGGGCUUAAGCACUGUUUGGCCAUAUAGUGUGACCAAAUCCCCAUCUUUAUGUUGAAUAUGUUCAGGUGUUUUAAAUGUCAUUUUUGUAUGUGUGCUCUAUAAUGUAUUGUUCUGUUUGUUGGUCAUAUAGCAGCACCAUCUUUAAUGUUAUGAAUUUUAGGGUGUUCCCCCUAGUUUGUUGUUUGUACCUUAUAUUCAAAACUCCCAGGAUUCUCGGAGGCAGGCAGAGGCAGGGCGCGUGGGGGCAGGGGAGGCGUCAAAAUUGUCACGUGACUGGCUCAGGCUGGACGCUGUCUGGAGUAGCUGCAAGCGAGUGCAAGCCAAGUUGAAAAUAGUUUUGAGGAAAGGAGAUAAGAACUGACAGAGCAGCCAACUUACUUUUAGUGAGAGGAGCAGCUUACCCCUCUACUACAUUCCCGGAGUCUUUGUACUGGAGACAGGCAGAGGAUGGGAAGAAGAAAGCCAGAGCAUGGCCAGGUAACGGUUGUUAUUUGCACUCAGGUUUUAGAGACCUUGGAGAGCAGUGAAGAUGACCUAAGAAUGCAUCAUGUAACUGUUCCAUGGACUGGAGGAAAUUGGAAAAAUAUUUCACAUAAGUAUAAGAAAAAAUGAGCACAUUUUACUUUACACCUCAAAAGCUAGUGCUGUGCUGUUCCCAAAACACUGUCCUCUUGGUUGGUGAGACUGUGGACAAAACUGAUCCCUUUACCAUAUCUGAUAGAACUUUCCGGCAUUGUCACUCUUCUGGAAAUAAAUUUCAUUUGAUUGCUUCUGUCACCCACAUCUCCUGUAUCCCCAACCAAGCUAUGGCACUAUUUAGCAUUAAAAUCAACACAUGGCCUCCACAUACAAGAUACUUUGAUAGCAACAAUACUUUUACUGGUAAGAUCUUGUAAAAAAAAA